AUGGGCCUUUUGAGCUUAACAUCAGCAACAGUCGCCUUAUCUGGUACAACUCUCCUAAUUUCUCUUCUGGGAGUUGCUUAUCUGCAUGGAGAAGUCACAUCCAUGUGGAAAGAGCUUGAUCAGGAUAUCAACAUGUUCAAGUCAAUCACUGAUGACUCUUGGAACGGAAUGAUGACUCUUGGAGCUGGAAGCCCCAGCACUAGGAUUCGUCGUCAAUAUGGAGGAUAUGGCGCUUCUGGAACCCAACAAGCUACAGACAAUGCUGCUGAGGAAGCUGAAUUUAGUGCAAUUAUUCCAACUCUUCCCAAUAUUCUUAACCCUAAACCAGAUACAAACUUGUGUCAAUGUAGUGUAGAAAACGCUUGCCCUGCUGGUCCCGCUGGACCAGAAGGAGAGCAAGGUCCCGAUGGUGUAGAUGGAAUUCCUGGAAUUGACGGCUUCGAUGGUGGAGAUGCUUCUGACGCUCCCCGUUUCAGCGAGGCUCUAGGAUGUUUCACCUGUCCUUCUGGACCUCAAGGACGUCCAGGAGAUAUGGGACUUCAAGGUAUGAGAGGAAUGCGUGGAGCUCGUGGCCAGUCAGGCAGACCAGGCCGUGAUGGAAACCCCGGUAUGCCGGGACAAAUGGGACCACCUGGAACUCCAGGAACAGACGGACACCCAGGAACUAUCGGAGAUCGUGGAGAAGAUGCUGAACAGCCUGUUCCUAGAAAUGGACCACGCGGACCAAGAGGACCAGAAGGCGCUCCAGGAAUAGCCGGAAACCGUGGACGUGAUGCACGUCCUGGACAAAGAGGUCCUAAAGGUAUGGAAGGAAUCAUCGGAUAUCAAGGAGCUGCUGGAGCCGAUGGCGCUGAAGGAUCUGAAGGACCAGCCGGUCUUCCAGGCAAGGACGCUGAGUAUUGCAAGUGUCCAGAGCGUGAAGCUACACCCUUGGUCAGAAAAGCUUAA
Auanema sp. JU1783 is the source of this 948-nucleotide messenger RNA. NCBI's taxonomy places the organism in Eukaryota, Metazoa, Nematoda, Chromadorea, Rhabditida, Rhabditidae. The record is from the annotation of a GenBank genome assembly.